CUGGCUGGCUGGCAACCCUAGUAGCCUGUCCUGUGAGCUGUCGCCAGCAUGGAUGACAUCUACAAAGCUGCGGUAGAGCAGUUGACAGAAGAGCAGAAGAAUGAGUUCAAAGCUGCCUUUGAUAUCUUUGUCCUGGGCGCGGAGGAUGGCUGCAUCAGCACCAAGGAGCUGGGCAAGGUGAUGAGGAUGCUGGGCCAGAACCCCACACCUGAGGAGCUGCAGGAGAUGAUUGAUGAAGUAGAUGAGGAUGGCAGUGGCACAGUGGACUUCGAUGAGUUCCUUGUCAUGAUGGUUCGGUGCAUGAAGGAUGACAGCAAAGGGAAGUCUGAGGAGGAGCUGUCGGAUCUCUUCCGCAUGUUUGACAAAAAUGCUGAUGGCUACAUUGACUUAGAUGAACUAAAGAUGAUGCUGCAGGCCACAGGUGAGACCAUUACAGAAGAUGACAUUGAGGAGCUCAUGAAGGAUGGUGACAAGAACAAUGACGGCCGAAUCGACUAUGAUGAGUUCCUGGAAUUCAUGAAGGGUGUAGAGUAGACACUGAUUUUGCACAAAGUUGCCCCUGCCUGUUCUUCUCCAGCCAGACCCUGUGGUAGGAGUGCAGCCGGGUUCUCUAGACUCUGAACCUGGUUGUGUCCUUGAACCUUGGCCCUUCUGGACUCUCUCCCCUUUCCUGUCCUGGGAAAUGCAAAUAAAUCCUUGCU
Molecule: messenger RNA, 701 nt
Organism: Arvicanthis niloticus (Nile rat)
Lineage: Eukaryota; Metazoa; Chordata; Mammalia; Rodentia; Muridae
Gene: Tnnc1
Product: troponin C1, slow skeletal and cardiac type
Cellular component (GO): myosin II complex
Molecular function (GO): calcium ion binding
Source: RefSeq, a predicted model, not a curated record